AUGGGCGAGAAGAGAAAUUACACGGAGAUUGAGAUUGCUAGUUUUGAGGAAGAGCCUUCGGUUGCUGUGGGGAGCUUUUUCAAGGGUUUCCGUGUACCAAAGAAGACAAAAUUUGAAUUAUACAGGAACAAAUCAUCACCAGAUAAGUUCAAGAUUCAUGGCGAGAACGAUAGAAUUGAGUGUGACGGCGUAACUGAUGACAUUUCCGUGAAUAGCAGUCAAUAUGUGGUUGGGGUGUACGAUCCUUCCAAAAAAUCCGUCCAGCUUUUCAAAGCACCGGUUCUCGCAACAAAAGUCAUCUCCAAGUCCAAAAAAAACUUGGCGGGCCCGGACAUUAAACAAGAAAGUGCCCGUGCUGCGAUUAUGCGCAAUGCACUGGGUGAAGCAUUCGGUACCAAGAAAGCUAAAAAGGCUAUCGCAGACUUGGAGAGAAAUCGUAUCGAUUCAGAUAAAUUGGUAGACGCCGCCAUAGAUAUAGUGGACUCCGUCAAAACUGCCUCCAAAGACCUACCUACCAAAGAAGAGUUGCAACAUUCAGCCACACAAGAUAGAACUACACCAGUGCCCAAUUUGGAUGCAACUGACGUGGAACAGAUUUAUCCAAUUCACAACAUAAUACCCAAGAAUGAGUGGCAGUUAAUUCGCGUUGGCUCUUUAAUAAAAGAACUGGACACUGAAAAGAGAUUGGAAUUCUUUCCUUAUGCAAAAUCAAGCUAUGUAUCUAAAAAGUCUCCUUCGCUCACGCAGUCCAGCCAAAUUGGUAAAUUACAACUGCUUUAUUAUUUAUCUCUUCUUUUGGGUGUUUACGAAAACAGGAGGGUGAAUAACAAGGCAGCUUUGCUGGAAAGAUUAAACUCUCCUCCAGAAGCACUUGUUGACGGUAUUUUGGAGCGGUUUACUGUAUCUAGGGCGGGCCAAUUUGGUAGAUCUAAGGACCGUGCGUUUUUUGUCGACCCUCAAAGGGAAGACAAGUUACUCUGCUACAUCUUGGCCAUUAUUUUGCAUUUGGAUAAUUUUAUCGUUGAGGUCUCCCCUCUUGCUCAAGAAUUAGGUUUGAAGCCAUCUAAGCUGGUGAAUCUUUUCAAAAAUCUAGGAGCUAUUGUAAAAGGUGCUACCGUUGCACAGGCAGACGCGUUUGGCAUUCCAAAGAGCGCAGCUUCAACUUACAAAAUUGCAACUUUAAAAGUCCCCUUCAAACUUCCAGAGACAAGCAGAAGAGCGCGGGCUUCUAGGCGUUAA
Lachancea fermentati is the source of this 1239-nucleotide messenger RNA. The record is from the annotation of a GenBank genome assembly. Lineage: Eukaryota; Fungi; Ascomycota; Saccharomycetes; Saccharomycetales; Saccharomycetaceae.